This is a messenger RNA of Caenorhabditis remanei, 1047 nucleotides long. RefSeq lists its product as uncharacterized. The transcript is spliced from 9 exons. Bases 1 to 1047 code for a protein of 348 amino acids. Lineage: Eukaryota; Metazoa; Nematoda; Chromadorea; Rhabditida; Rhabditidae. The record is from RefSeq and is a predicted model, not a curated record.
AUGGCUUUUCGAAAAGUGAUUAACCCGUUUCUCAUUCUGUUUUUGUUCGUGAACUCUUCAAUCGCCGUUAUUGAAGUAGACGUAUCCAAAAUCUCAAUCAACUUUGGAAGCCAAAUCAAUACUUUUAUUUCGAAUUGUUUCGGAGUUGAUAUGGAUUUCUAUCUGUUGAUUUCUACGUCAAAUUUUUCCCAAGAAAACCCAUACUACAUGAGACAACAAGAUGCAUCACAAUAUAGUGUCGAUCUCCCAGGAACAAGCUCUUUUUUGAUACAAUCAACAACAGAUUUCAUUUCCUUGACUGGGGUUCUAUCGAUGAGGUGUUCCAACGGAGGAAAUGUUUCUGACUCUUUUCUCAUUUCAAGUCAAUCUUCAAAACAGAACGAUAAAAACAAUCAGGAUGUCAAUAUCCAAGUGACCUCUAACAGCUAUCAUUGGACACUUACUGCGACAAUUAACCGAAAGUGCAAUGGAGCGAACCAGUACGGAUUUAAUUGUAACGAACAAUGCACAAAUACGAAUAAUGACGAUAACUAUUAUUGCUAUACAUGUGGUGCUAAUGGUCAGAAGACGUGUUGUCCAAGUGCUGAUGUUAAUCCAGACGAUUGUUCUUACUACAACCAUCCAGUAUCUUCAACUUGGUCACCAAACACAUCUUGCUCUGCGUCCGCCGAAAACACUUAUUUCUGGUUAAUGAUCAGUUUUGCUAUCAUUAUUGCAAUUCUAGCUAUCCUCCUUCUUCUUGUGCUACUCGAACUUUGCUGUGGACUAUUCAUGGGCGGACGAGCAGCGAAGGGAAGUGAAGAUGGGGAUUGGAUAGUGCCAAAAGAGCCAAAAGCAAAUCGCGAGCUUUAUGACGCCGACAUAAACCGUCACCAUCAGUAUAGAAGGAGGCAGGAAGAAACAAGAGAGAGUUCGGAACCAGAUGAGAGGGAUCGGAGGUCACCGUAUAUUGUGAGCAGACAAGGAAUGGAUAAUCAGUCCUAUGAUGAUGAAGUUCUGCGAAACGAAUGGCAAGAACCGCAACCAAGACGAAUUGCUCGAGUCUAA